Molecule: messenger RNA, 975 nt
Organism: Nanorana parkeri
Lineage: Eukaryota; Metazoa; Chordata; Amphibia; Anura; Dicroglossidae
Gene: RNF135
Product: ring finger protein 135
Exons: 1
Molecular function (GO): zinc ion binding
Source: RefSeq, a predicted model, not a curated record
GUCUCAGCCUCGCCCUGUGUAGGAGUGUACAGAACCCGUCACACUGGUUAAGGAGUGUCAGAGACUUUCACUUUCAUUUCUCUUCUGCUGUCAGCGAUGGCGUCUGCUGAUCUGAGAGCUGAGCUGGAAUGUUCCGUCUGUCUGAACAUUUAUACAGAUCCUGUGAACCUGAAAUGUGGACAUAACUUCUGCCGGGAAUGUAUUGGUCGUGUGCUGGAUACACAGCGGUGGUCUGGAGGUUAUUCCUGUCCUGGAUGCAGAGAGAAGUUCCAGAAGCGGCCUGCACUGCAUAGGAACAUAACACUGCGUAACAUAGUGGAGAAUUUCCUGUCUGCUCAGCCAGAUAAGGAGGAGUCCGGGGUCCUCUGUACUUAUUGUAUUCACGCUCCUGUACCUGCUGUGAAGUCCUGUCUGCAUUGUGAAGCUUCUCUGUGUGACAACCACCUGAGAGUCCACAGCAAGUCACCAGAACACGUCUUAUGUGACCCCACCACUUCCCUGGAGAACAGGAAAUGCUCCGUCCAUAAGGAACUACUGAAGUAUUACUGCAGUCUGGACUCGGCCUGUAUCUGUGUUUCCUGCAGGCUGGAUGGAGAACAUCGGGGACAUCAGGUGGAGACUCUGUAUGAGGCCUCUGAGAAGAAGAAGAUGAAACUGGGGAAUGUUCUCCAGAAACUGAUGACAGAGAGAGAGGAGACGGAGAAAAGAGUCCAGAGUCUGGAGGAACACAGGAGGAAAGUACAAGGAGAAGCAGCCGGUGACACAGAGAAAGUCUCUGCCCUGUUCAGAAUGUUCAGGAGACGUCUGGAGGACCUGAAGACGAGAGUCCUGAGUGAGAUCUCCGGGAGGGAAGAGCGGAUCUCCAUCUCUGUGGUGGAGAUGAUCCGGGAGCUGGAAAUAAAGAAGGACGAGCUGUCCAGGAAGAUGCGAGACAUUGAGGAGCUGUGUAACAUGACGGAUCCACUGACUGUCUUA